AUUUGUACAUGUUCAAAAUAAAACAAAUUAUCUAUAUGACAUUUUUAAAAUAUUGAAGUUAUUUUGAGGGUCACAGAAAAUCUAAUAAAAUUUAUAAUUCUAUAUUUUUAUUGUACGAAAAAUGAAUAUCCUCGCUCGAAUGCGGAUUAUACCACGGUAUGUCAUGGCUACCAAGCCCAUGACUCGUACGAUAUCCACGACCCCUUACUUGCGAGAAUCAGCGGCCCUUACAAAAUUGAGAAAGUUACAAGCAGACUUCCAAUGUGAUGACGGCAAACCAGUUUGGCUGAAGAGAGGCUUUAGCGAUAGACUCCUGUACACCUCUACCCUUGUUGGCUGUGGCAUUGGCCUCUUUCUGGUCCUCCUGACCUUAUACGAUCAUGCUAAGCCUGAAAGCUGGAAGGUCAAGUGACCAAUUUUAUUAUUUAGUACUAAAUUGCAAGUUUUUUUUUACUUUAGUUUUGUAGUCACAAUUUAUUAAUGUUGAUUAUUUAUUUGAUGCAGUUUGG
Messenger RNA from Cydia fagiglandana, 509 nucleotides. RefSeq lists its product as uncharacterized. The transcript is spliced from 3 exons. Bases 122 to 412 code for a protein of 96 amino acids. Gene Ontology annotation, biological process: mitochondrial respirasome assembly; regulation of oxidative phosphorylation; mitochondrial electron transport, cytochrome c to oxygen. The record is from RefSeq and is a predicted model, not a curated record. Lineage: Eukaryota; Metazoa; Arthropoda; Insecta; Lepidoptera; Tortricidae.